CGCACCCCCGGCCUGCCCGGGACACCGGCGGAGGAGCAGCGGCCGCCCCGGGAGCGCUGAGCGGGGUGAAGCAAAUGGACAAGGAAGAGGAAGAAGCUGACAAUGAGGAACAAGAUCACAUCCCCCCAGAAAAUGAGAGAGGCAGUUCAGAGGAAUGUCUUCCAGAGGCCAAGGAAACAGAGGAAGAAACCAAGCAUGUCAUCAAAAAUAUCCCAUGGACCACGUCCAAGGACUUUACAGUGGAGAGAGGACGGCAGCAAAUUGAAGAACUAAUUUCUACAUGGGACAUUCAUGAAAGCUGGCUUCACCACUCAGAAUUUCUCGAGGAAGAAGAACUGAAGGACAGCAAGAGGUACCAUUACAGAGCUUGCUGGGGCCUCCCAACACGCAGAAAACCUAUCCCACGAGCAACAGCAAAUGUCUACUUCGUUAUAGUGAUCUCCAAAUUCAAACCUGAUACUGCACCUGUGGAGAUUUUCUACAGACUGGAGUCCAGCAGGCUGAUUCGGAGGCCAGAACAGUGUCAGUUUAGAGAAAAGUGGCUUCAGGACAUAAUUGAAAAUAAAAUAGUGUGUGCAGAAAGACUUGCUUCCCGAUGGAACAGCUCCAAUUCACCAUACCAAUACUCUACUGUGGAAAACCAAAUAAAGAAAUAAACCAAAUGAAGAAAUA
Catharus ustulatus (Swainson's thrush) is the source of this 672-nucleotide messenger RNA. It is a transcript of the gene AKAP14, whose product is annotated as A-kinase anchoring protein 14. Gene Ontology annotation, cellular component: cAMP-dependent protein kinase complex. NCBI's taxonomy places the organism in Eukaryota, Metazoa, Chordata, Aves, Passeriformes, Turdidae. Gene Ontology annotation, molecular function: protein kinase A regulatory subunit binding. The coding region runs from base 75 to 656 and encodes 193 amino acids. The transcript has 6 exons. The record is from RefSeq and is a predicted model, not a curated record.